CAGGAUCCCCCUCGCACGCGGUUUUCCAGGGUUGUGUCGAGACGUUUCAUGUCUUAGAACGCAGGUUGCGUUGGAGCCUCUCCCUGAAGAAAAAUACCAUGGCUGCCGCCAUUGCUUUAGCCAGCUCUCCCUGCGCCGACGUAGGCUUCGAAUCCGCCACUUCUGCAGCCCCAUUCCACUUCGCUAGCACGCAGCAGAGUGCAGCCUCCGCAAUUGACGGCAAUGGCGGCAAGCUGAGUCACGAGUCGGUUAGGGCGAGCCUAGCUGCAUUAAUACCAGCGGACAAUUUGGAGGAGGUAGGAGCGCGGCUGAACGUGACGUCAGACGACGACUCGGGUGCGUCGCAUGACACUUUCGAGGCGAGGAGCUUUAGCAGCCGCGACGGUAGCGAAAUUGCUUCGCAAGAGACGGUCAAUUCGCACGCAGCGGCUGCCACUGAUUGUGCUUCUUCUAGUCAUACGCACGGAGAGGUGGCGCAGAGAUUGAGCCACUUCUCAGAAAUUCGCGUCAAUUUCUUUGACUCGGCUGAGCCACGUGGCGACGAGAAUGCCGCUGGCGACUCGACUUUCGGCCCUCUAUCACAUGUAGAUGAAGGAAACUCGGAGUCUCAUUCUCCGUUAGAAACAGACUCGAUGUUGUGUACCGAAAUUCCCGGAGAGACGGGAUGGGAGCGCGUGCGGCGGGCGCUAGAGGAGAAGGCGGUCGAGCAAUCGUCCAAUGUCAAUCAGAUUCACGCCAUCGAUGCGGCGGGCGUGCGCGAGUUGGUCGCGGAGAACGCGCUCCCGCGACUAACGAGCAACUACGGCGCGGCGGAGCUUCUGCAACGGAUGCAGACGGAAGGAGAGGAGGUGACGGACGACGACUGGGACGGCGCACACGACUCGCCUGUUGUCGUUUUACUCGACGAGCAAGGCCGGUGGGACAGCGGGGGCGCAGCUCCGCUCGAUGUCGUCUGCGAGACUCCGCGAAACCCCGCUGCCCCACCGCGCAAUCACGCCGCCGCCGCGCAGGUUUCUGCGCCGCAACAGUCCGCUUCGCGCGCACGCGAUGCCGCCACGCCAAGUAGUGAGAUCGCUGUCACGCCGGAGCAACGCGAUUCUCCGUCGCCUAAAAAACGGCAGGCGCAGCGCGAUUUUCAGUCACCAUGCACGCCGCGUAGCGGCACGCGCGUUCGCCCGCGGUGGCAGAUGGACUCGUCGCAGCUGGUAAUCCGCAAUUUCCUCGCGCGCGGCUCGUUCGGCACCGUGCACCGUGGGCAGUACAAGGGCAGAGAUGUUGCUGUGAAGCUUCUCAAUUGGACGGGGGAGAGCGUGCACAGGGGCGCGGGGGCUGCGGGGAAAAUAAUUGGCGCACGGAAUGGCGAAAACGCUGGUGGCGCGGCGGGUGCAGUUGCGGCUGCAGGUCCCACGGGGGAGGCUGGGCGCGGUGAAAAAGAGGGCGUGAAGGUUGCGGGGAAGCCUGAGGCCGUGGGGAAAAUCAAUUCCGCGGAUUUGGCAUUUUUGCGGGAUGUGUUUGCGCAAGAGGUGCUCGUUUGGAGCAAGCUUCGACAUAAGAACAUUUGCGAGUUCGUGGGCGCGACAAUCGGCGGACACGAGUCGUACGAUCUGACAUCGACGGUGAAGGAUCACCAGGGGCAGUUACGCGUGGGAAGCGAUUGCUGUUUAGUGUUGGAGUUUCUCCCCGGCGGGACGCUGAAGCAGCUCUUAGCGAAACACAGCAGGAAGAAGAAGCGGCUUCCUUUGGAACGAGCUCUGCGGUUGGCGUUACAAGUUGCUGAAGGCCUAAAAUACCUUCAUUCGUGCAACAUCGUGCAUCGCGAUCUCAAGACCGACAACCUGCUGCUGGACCAGAAGCACAGGGUGGUGAAGAUAGCAGACUUUGGCGUGUCGAGGGUGCAGCCGGGGGACAGGACUAUGAAGCGACGCACGGGCACUUAUGGCUACAUGGCUCCAGAGGUGCUCAAGGAGCAGCCGUACGACCACAUGGCUGACGUGUACAGCUUUGGCAUCGUGCUGUGGGAGAUUGUAACAUGUGGUAACCCGUUUCCCUUUGAGGGGCUCAAGCCAGAGCAAGUCUGCAGCAUGGUGAAUCAGGGUCUGCGCCCGGACAUCCCCUCAUGGUGCCCGGCACCCCUCUCAGCCCUCAUGAGGCAGUGCUGGCACCGUUCCCCUGCCUCCCGCCCUGACAUGGGGGAGGUGGUUGAGAGGCUCACAGCUGUCACUCUGCAGUGUGCAACAGUGCUCCCUGCCUGCAUCUGCAUGUAGGCUCCUGUGUGCACUGGCCUCUGCGUUCCUCUGCAGCAUGCUGUUAUGUCAGCAUGGUUCCACGUUUUUUACCUUGGUUUGUUUACCAUAUACCAGCCUGUGAGGCUGACGUAGCACAUACUGUGCUCGACUUGUUGUUUCGUAUUGUCUUUAUCUUACAAGUGCAUGGACCUGACUUGUUUUUAUGAACUAGUGAUUUUUCCAGUACUCCUAAC
Closterium sp. NIES-67 is the source of this 2479-nucleotide messenger RNA. Lineage: Eukaryota; Viridiplantae; Streptophyta; Zygnematophyceae; Desmidiales; Closteriaceae. The record is from the annotation of a GenBank genome assembly.